AUGAUAAACUCACCCGUGGUAGAGCCCUCCGAGUUCAUUCAGAAGUUGAAGGGAGAAGUAGUACAUCAUGUUCCUACUAUGUCCGAGCUCGUGCCAUUCAACCAUUUGCCUAUCGAAGGAGAAAAUGAUACUUUUCACCCGAUAAGUGGUUCAGGUGCUAGUCUAAGAGGUUUGUUUGCACAACCACAUUUAUUAAAGCUCGCUAAUCAUGCAUCAACUUCUGAAAUGUCAUGUGGGGAACCCAAAUUAGGUGUUGCGGACAAAACCCUUCACAAAGUAAUCUCCGUUUUAGGAAACCAAAUAAAAAGUAUAAUCUUGAAGGCUUCAUUAGAAAGGCUUCCUUCAUUCAAAGAUGAGCUUGGCAAAUUGUUGACUACCCUUGACAAUAGCGAUCGUUUAGUUGCAGUUGACUCUUCAUUUUCUAUUGCCUUGGCUUUGCAACAAGCUGAAGAGACUCAUCAGUUUUUUGUACUUGAGUUUAUUCAAUCUGCCAAGAUGCGUAUAGAGGAGUUGAAGAAAGAACAAGAACAACUGGAGUUGAGACUGCAUCAACUAAAUGAAUCACUUUCAGAGAGUGAUGUACAACUUUCUUACCAUUGUCGUGACGUUACCCGCUUGAGAGAGGAUAAGAUUGCAGUUGAAGGAGCUCCUAUACUAUCUGUUGCAGAUGCCGAGACUUUAAAUACAUUACAAGUUUCUUUUGAGAGACUGCGUAAUGGCUUCAAGGACUUGUCUUGGGAAUAG
This is a messenger RNA of Prunus armeniaca (apricot), 744 nucleotides long. The record is from the annotation of a GenBank genome assembly. Lineage: Eukaryota; Viridiplantae; Streptophyta; Magnoliopsida; Rosales; Rosaceae.